Molecule: messenger RNA, 1578 nt
Organism: Aspergillus bombycis
Lineage: Eukaryota; Fungi; Ascomycota; Eurotiomycetes; Eurotiales; Aspergillaceae
Product: putative high-affinity glucose transporter
Exons: 3
Coding region: 1-1578 (525 amino acids)
Biological process (GO): carbohydrate transport; transmembrane transport
Cellular component (GO): membrane
Molecular function (GO): carbohydrate:proton symporter activity
Source: RefSeq, a predicted model, not a curated record
AUGCUCUCACAUAUGUUGGAACAGCUGAAGGCCCAGCCGCUGUAUCAAGACCUCAACUGGCGGCUUGCCCUCGUCGGCGGGGUGUCAUCUCUGGGGGCCCUAGGCUUUGGAUUCGAUAACGGGUGGUGGGGAGGCGCACUGGGUCUUUCUCAGUUCCAGAAGAAAUAUGGAGAAUAUGAUGAUGCCCUGGGGCAUUUCGUGAUUCCAUCCCAAAAGACGUCGGUCGGCACAGGGACGGGCUCGGCCGGGAUCAUUCUUGGCUGCAUCAUGGCCCCAAUGGUCGCAUCCAAGCUGGGCCGCCGUAAUUCGUUCUUGGUCCUGUCGCUGCUGAUGCUAAUCGGCAUCACCCUCGAGGCAUCCGCGGUGACAUCGUUCUGGCAACUUGUCGUUGGCCGAAUCAUUGUCUACUCGGGGAUUGGUUUGGCAUCUAACUGCGUACCACUGUACUUGUCGGAGUGCUCACCACCACGCAUUAGAGGUGCCUUUCUUGGACUGUAUAGCUUCUUCAACUCCCUGGGUGUUUUCCUGGCUUCCCUUGUGGUCUACCUAUCGCGGUCCAGGACGGAUAAAUGGCAGUAUUUGGUUGUCAUACUUUGUCAGUUGCUAGUGCCUAUUGGAUAUAUCGCAUUCUAUGCAUUUAUCCCCGAGUCGCCUCGCUACCUCAUUUACCGUGGUCGUUUUGAAGAGGCUGAACAAGUCCUGAGAUCGCUAUCGAAUUACCCAGACACGAUUGCGUACGAGGUAGAACUUCUUAAGGCCCAGGCCGAGGAGCAACAAGAGCUGCACAAGGCAACGUCCAUCUGGGACUGCUUCAGAGGCUCCAACCGGAGACGUACGAUAAUUGCUAUCGGGGUCCAGGUGCUGCAGCAGGCCCAGGGCGUUUCCUUCAUUCAGAACUUUAUCGUCACCUUCCUGGAGCAACUGAAAUUCCCUGACCCCUUACGUACCAACCUGAUGGUGACCGGCUGCAGUUUUGCUGUCCACAUCAUCACCUUCUUCAGCUUCGACAAGAUCGGUCGGCGGUACUCGUUAUGCAUCGGGGCAAUCCUCCUGGGUGGCACAAUGUUUGGAACCGGGAUCGCAAUUGCCACCGGAGAUACAAGUUACGGGACGUCGCCUGCAGCAACAGCAUCCAUUGCACUCCUGAUCCUUUGGUACUGCAUGUAUGGUUUCACCUGGGGCCCCGGCUGUUGGGUUGUGGCGGGUGAAGUAGGGACGGGCCAGUUGCGCGAGCGCACGCUCUUCCUCGCCUCGAUGGGUAGCUUCCUAACAUCGGUCCCGAUCAAUUUUGUUAAUCCAUAUGUGCAAGCGCGGCUAGGAGGGUCGGUAACAUUCAUCUAUGGUGGCUUUUCUGUGGUUGCGUUAAUCUGGGUAUUUUUGACGGUGCCCGAGACCCGGGGCCGCUCCCUUGAAGAACUGGACGAUAUGUUCCAGGCUGAGGUCCCAACGCGGCAGUUUAAGAAGUAUCAAUGCAGCGGAAUCGGGGCACAUAUCACGGGUGCUCAAAAUGCGCAAAGCAAAGACGUCAAGGAGGUGGAAGAGGAAUGGGUAGAGAGUGGGAGAGGUACAGGUGCCUAG